AGAGCAAGUUUCUCGCUGAGCUCUCAUGAAAAGAUCCUCGGUCUCCUGUGGAUUUAGAAUCUUGGAGCGACCCACCAUCCCAGCGCAAGAGCCAAAGAUGUUUGUCUUGCUCUAUGUCACAAGUUUUGCCAUUUGUGCAAGUGGACAACCUCGAGGUAACCAGUUCAAAGGAGACAGCUACUCCCCGAGAUAUAUCUGUAGCAUCCCUGGCUUACCCGGGCCUCCGGGCCCCCCUGGAGCGAGCGGUUCCCCGGGGCCCCACGGUCGGAUCGGCCUUCCAGGACGAGACGGGAGAGAUGGCAGGAAAGGCGAGAAAGGCGAGAAGGGGGCUGCAGGCUUGAAAGGUAAGACUGGACCACUGGGCCUUGCUGGAGAGAAAGGGGACCGAGGAGAAACUGGAAAGAAAGGACCCAUGGGACCAGAGGGAGAGAAAGGAGAAGUUGGUCCAGCUGGGCCUCCUGGACAGAAGGGAGACAGAGGAGAACAAGGAGACCCAGGGCUGCCUGGAGUUUGUAGAUGUGGAAGCAUCGUGCUCAAAUCUGCCUUUUCUGUUGGCAUCACAACCAGCUACCCAGAAGAAAGGCUACCGAUUAUAUUCAACAAGGUCCUCUUCAAUGAGGGAGAGCACUACAACCCUGCCACGGGGAAGUUCAUCUGCGCCUUCCCAGGGAUCUAUUACUUUUCUUAUGAUAUCACAUUGGCAAACAAGCACCUGGCGAUCGGGCUGGUACACAAUGGGCAGUACCGGAUAAAGACCUUCGACGCCAACACAGGGAACCACGACGUGGCUUCUGGGUCCACGGUCAUCUAUCUACAGCCAGAAGAUGAAGUCUGGCUGGAGAUCUUUUUCACUGACCAGAACGGCCUCUUCUCGGACCCAGGCUGGGCGGACAGCUUGUUCUCCGGGUUUCUCCUGUACGUUGACACAGAUUAUCUGGAUUCCAUAUCAGAAGACGACGAGCUGUGACCAGGACAGCUGACCAGCAUGUGCCAAAACCCUUUGGGAGACUCUUUGAUUUAAUCUGGGGGCCCUGGAAGGUGGAACACACAGAAACAAGAUCCAAAGACACUACCACUCAGAUGCCAGAGUAUUUACAAGCAGUUCUAGCAACAUCGAUUAAAACAAGAUGAGACAGCAAACUGUUGAAACCACACCAAGGUGAAUUAUAUAAAACAAUAACCCCAGAUAUGAAUUCUCUUGAAAGCAGUGUUCAUAAAUAUUUAAACAAAGUCAAGACAACGUUAACAAUUUUUUUUAUUAAAUUCCCUGAGUGAUAAAACUAGCCAGCAAUGAUAUUGUCUCAUUAAAUCUUUAUGAAAUUACA
Messenger RNA from Miniopterus natalensis, 1325 nucleotides. NCBI's taxonomy places the organism in Eukaryota, Metazoa, Chordata, Mammalia, Chiroptera, Miniopteridae. The record is from RefSeq and is a predicted model, not a curated record.